GGAUGCCAGUUUCCUGAAAUACGGGCUGGCGGGCGGAAGUGCAGGCCCGCUUGAGGUAUGCCGUGAGGCGUCGGCUGGGCGCUGCGCGUGGCGGGUCUCCGAGACUUAGUCUCGGAGGGCCGCCAUGGCCAGCGUCCACGAGAGCCUCUAUUUCAAUCCAAUGAUGACCAAUGGAGUGGUGCACGCCAACGUGUUCGGCAUCAAGGACUGGGUGACACCAUAUAAGAUCGCGGUACUGGUGUUGCUGAACGAGAUGGGCCGCACGGGCGAGGGCGCGGUCAGCCUUCUGGAGCGGCGGAAGCUCAACCAGCUACUCCUGCCGCUGCUGCAGGGCCCAGACAUUACACUGUCAAAACUAUACAAGUUAAUUGAAGACUCUUGUCCUCAGCUGGCAAAUUCAGUACAGAUCAGAAUCAAACUGAUGGCUGAAGGCGAAUUGAAGGAUAUGGAACAGUUUUUUGAUGACCUUUCAGAUUCUUUUUCUGGAACUGAACCAGAGGUUCACAAAACAAGUGUAGUAGGUUUAUUUCUGCGUCACAUGAUCUUGGCCUACAGUAAACUUUCUUUCAGUCAAGUGUUUAAACUAUACACUGCCCUUCAACAGUACUUCCAAAAUGGUGAGAAAAAGACAAUGGAGGAUACUGAGAUGGAACUGACAAGUAGAGAGGAAGGAGAAAGAAAAAUGGAAAAAGAAGAACUUGAUGUGUCUGUAAGAGAAGAAGAGGUAUCUUGCAGUGGACCUCUAUCUCAAAAACAAGCAGAAUUUUUUCUUUCUCAGCAGGCUUCUUUGUUAAAGAAUGAUGAGACUAAAGCCCUCACUCCAGCUUCCUUGCAGAAAGAAUUGAACAACUUGUUGAAAUUUAAUCCUGAUUUUGCUGAAGCGCAUUACCUUAGCUACUUGAACAACCUCCGCGUCCAGGAUGUUUUCAGCUCAACACACAGCCUCCUUCAUUAUUUUGACCGCCUGAUUCUCACCGGAGCUGAAAGUAAGAGUAACGGGGAAGAGGGCUAUGGCCGGAGCUUGAGAUAUGCUGCUCUGAACCUGGCUGCUUUGCACUGCCGCUUCGGUCACUAUCAACAGGCAGAGCUCGCCCUGCAGGAGGCAAUUAGGAUUGCCCAGGAGUCCAACGAUCACGUGUGUCUCCAGCACUGUUUGAGCUGGCUUUAUGUGCUGGGGCAGAAGAGAUCCGAUAGCUAUGUUCUGCUGGAGCAUUCUGUGAAGAAAGCAGUACAUUUUGGGUUACCGUACCUCGCCUCCCUGGGAAUACAGUCCCUUGUUCAACAGAGAGCUUUUGCUGGGAAGACGGCCAACAAACUGAUGGAUGCCCUAAAGGACUCUGACCUCCUGCACUGGAAACACAGCCUGUCGGAGCUCAUCGAUAUCAGCAUCGCCCAGAAAACGGCCAUCUGGAGACUUUAUGGCCGCAGCACUAUGGCACUACAGCAAGCCCAGAUGUUGCUGAGCAUGAACAGCCUGGAGUCAGUGAAUUCCGGAGUACAGCAGAACAACACAGAGUCCUUUGCUGUCGCGCUCUGUCAUCUUGCAGAGCUACACGCAGAGCAGGGCUGUUUUGCCGCAGCUGCUGAAGUGUUAAAGCACUUGAAGGAACGAUUCCCACCUAAUACCCAACAUGCCCAGUUAUGGAUGCUAUGUGAUCAAAAAAUACAAUUUGACAGAGCAAUGAAUGAUGGCAAAUAUCAUUUGGCUGAUUCACUUGUCACAGGAAUCACAGCUCUUAAUGGCAUAGAAGGUGUAUAUAGAAAAGCAGUUGUACUACAAGCUCAGAACCAAAUGUCAGAGGCACACAAGCUUUUACAAAAAUUGUUGACAUACUGUCAGAAAUUAAAGAACACAGAAAUGGUGAUCAGUGUCCUGCUUUCGGUGGCAGAGCUGUAUUGGCGAUCUUCCUCCCCUACCAUUGCGAUGCCUGUGCUGCUGCRGGCUCUGGCCCUUUCCAAGGAGUAUCGGUUACAGUACUUGGCCUCCGAAACCGUGCUGAAUUUGGCUUUUGCCCAGCUCAUCCUUGGAAUCCCAGAACAAGCCUUAACCCUCCUCCACAUGGCCAUCGAGCCCAUCCUGGCUGAUGGGGCUAUCUUGGACAAAGGCCGUGCCAUGUUCUUAGUAGCCAAGUGCCAGGUGGCUUCAGCAGCUUCCUAUGAUCCACCAAAGAAAGCAGAAGCUCUGGAGGCCGCCAUCGAGAACCUCAAUGAAGCCAAGAACUAUUUUGCAAAAGUUGACUGCAAAGAGCGAAUUAGAGACGUCGUUUACUUCCAGGCCAGACUGUACCACACCCUGGGGAAGACACAGGAGAGGAACCGGUGUGCAAUGCUCUUCCGACAGCUACAUCAGGAACUGCCCUCCCACGGGGUGCCUUUGAUAAACCAUCUCUAGAAAACACAUCUUUACUGGUCUAUGGCCAGAGUUUAAGACAGACUUUGUGCUCCACCCACCAUAUCAAUGGUGUAUCCAUGACACCCUGUCUUGUUAAUAAACUAUGUUCUGAUCAGUUGG
This is a messenger RNA of Urocitellus parryii (Arctic ground squirrel), 2512 nucleotides long. RefSeq names its product anaphase promoting complex subunit 5 (gene Anapc5). Gene Ontology annotation, molecular function: protein binding. The record is from RefSeq and is a predicted model, not a curated record. Gene Ontology annotation, biological process: positive regulation of mitotic metaphase/anaphase transition; protein K11-linked ubiquitination; anaphase-promoting complex-dependent catabolic process. Gene Ontology annotation, cellular component: anaphase-promoting complex. NCBI's taxonomy places the organism in Eukaryota, Metazoa, Chordata, Mammalia, Rodentia, Sciuridae.